UUUUCAAAUCAAUGUUUACUACACCGUAACCCCUGUAACAAUUAUUCCCACACACAGACAUAAACACAAACACCUUCCCUGCACCACCAAAACGAGCAAUGUUGGAGGCAAAAUGCUUGAAAAAAGCAGUUAUUCCUUCAACUUUGAUCAACAAUCCAUCUCCUGGAACCAUUCAAUCCACUCGCUUAGCUCUCCAUGUUACCCGAAAUCGACAUUUUUGUUUUCUUUACAUUGCCUCUGGUCCUCACAUUUAUAAAUUCCAGAUUGCUCUUGGAGGAACUUCAGUUACCAAAGGAAAAGAAAGCCUCUUAAUACCUUUGCACACCAAGAUUAUUAACCCUUCGUUGGUCAAACGCUGUCCCCAUCGUUCAGAAAUUCAGAGUAUUGUUCUCGCUGAUGCAGAGAGCCUUGGCUACUUAUUGUUGGGAAGUGUGGAUUCAUACGGUCAUCUAAUUGUAUCUAAACUUGAUGUGUCCGGGGAAGAUAUUGACAGGCUUACAUAUUCAGCAUUGCCGCCUGAUAAUGGUAUUGGGGAAGGAAGUUGGUCAGGACUCUGCUUUAGUCCAAAUCAAAUUGCUAUGGCAGCUGUUGCACGUAGCUUUUGCAAAACUGUUGAUAUUUUUGACCAGGACAUGCACAUUCGCAAAUUACGACCACUUUGGGACCCUACUUCAAUUACAUUCUUGCAAAAUGGUGUUAAUGGAGAUCAAAAUUCUCUGUUAGCUAUUACUGAAGGAAGCCAGCUGACUAUGUGGGACUUGAGAAUGAAAGAAAAUGGUGGUUGUGUUCAUCGGAUUAGUGGAACCCCUGGCGAUACCUUAUAUUCUGUUUGCAGUUCUUCCACUGGUAAUAUUGCCGUUGGUGGGGUUGAUCGUACCGUGACUAUUUAUGAUCCUCGCAGAUGGUCGUCAUUGUCUAGAUGGGUGCAUUGUUCAAAAUUUGAGAUAACAGGGCUAUCUUUCUCAACAGUCGAUCCGGACUAUAUCUAUAUUCAAGGGGUGGAUUAUGAGGUCUUGUGCGGACAAUGGAAAGAAUGCGAAAAAUUAUUUUCAUUUAGAGGAGACUCGAACUGGCUUGGAUUUAGUAAGUGCUCCAACAAAGAUGUUCUAGGUGGAUGGUGUGAUUCUGGUAGCAUAUUUGUAGCUGAUGUUGUUUGAGUGAUAUUGAUAAAUUGGUCUGUUCUGUACUCUUCCCAACUAUGUAUAUUUUUCUUGUAGCCUGUGUUUUAAAGGAAAAAGAAAAUCAAUGAAUUUGUCCCCGUGAGCUUAACUCAGUUGGUAGGGACAUCGCAUAUAUUAUGCAGGAGUCAGGGGUUCCAACCCCGAACACUCUACUUAUUCUCCUUUAAGGUGAAAUUUUUAGCUACUAAGACUACUUGACAAAAAAAAAAUCAAUGAAUUUAUUGUGCAAAAUUUUUCCCAUGCCAAAUUUUGAUGAUGCAUUUCUAGCCACUGAAUGUGAGUUCAUAUUA
This is a messenger RNA of Trifolium pratense (red clover), 1471 nucleotides long. RefSeq lists its product as uncharacterized. The record is from RefSeq and is a predicted model, not a curated record. The transcript is spliced from 12 exons. The coding region runs from base 99 to 1157 and encodes 352 amino acids. Lineage: Eukaryota; Viridiplantae; Streptophyta; Magnoliopsida; Fabales; Fabaceae. Gene Ontology annotation, molecular function: protein binding.